Molecule: messenger RNA, 363 nt
Organism: Prorocentrum cordatum
Lineage: Eukaryota; Dinophyceae; Prorocentrales; Prorocentraceae
Source: the annotation of a GenBank genome assembly
AUGGUCUACUUGAAUCUGGGGGCAAGCCGUCCCUGGAACAUCCUGCUGCUGAUGCUGCUCUUCGUGACGGUCGCGCUGGUCACGCAGAACAUCUUCCUUUUCGUGAUGACGUUCAUCGUCAGCCUGUUUUCGAUAGCCCUGGCGGUGUAUCUCCUGAUCCAAGCGUACCCGUUGGAGCUGAUGGUGAUGGACUUCCUGGACCCCUUCCACGGCCGUCCAGAUGAUCUGCGCAGAGCUGGGGUCAAGCCGUCCUUGGAACGCCAUGCUGCUGAUGCUGCUCUUCCUGUCGAUCGGCGCCUUCCUGGUCAUCGCUACCCUGACGUUCACCUCCCUGGCCACUACCGUCCUUCCAGUGCUUCCUGA